Hypomesus transpacificus is the source of this 3093-nucleotide messenger RNA. It is a transcript of the gene farp2, whose product is annotated as FERM, RhoGEF and pleckstrin domain protein 2. Lineage: Eukaryota; Metazoa; Chordata; Actinopteri; Osmeriformes; Osmeridae. The transcript is spliced from 24 exons. Bases 178 to 3093 code for a protein of 971 amino acids. Gene Ontology annotation, molecular function: guanyl-nucleotide exchange factor activity; cytoskeletal protein binding. Gene Ontology annotation, cellular component: cytoskeleton. The record is from RefSeq and is a predicted model, not a curated record.
AGUGUGGACUUUUCAGUCGAGAACCGCAGGGCGGCCGGGGUGUAGUAAACGAUUUUAACUUGUGGCUAGGUUAUCUGCGCUCUUUUCACGACGGCCAUGGGACAUACUCAAUAUUGAGUUCAAGUAUUUCGAGAGCAAAAGAGAAGGAGAGUUAGUGGCUGGUUUGCGUGAGCCGGGAUGGGCGAGAUUGAGGGAUCGUACCGGGCCCUGCAGACCCCGGGAACACGUCUGGGCGCCCAGUUCAACGCUGGGAUCAGCACCCUGGAACCUGGCCAGAGCCUCAGCACUGCCCUGGGCAGCGGGGGCAAAGGUCAGGGGCGAGGGCUACAGAUACGUGUUCAGGGCCUCGAUGACUCCCAGGAAUUCUAUGACCUGGAGUCGAAGGUAGACGGACAGACCCUUCAUUCUGAAGUUUUCCGGAGAUGCAACAUCAUCGAGAGUGAUUACUUUGGCCUGGAGUUCCAGAACAUGCAGAUGAACUGGGUUUGGUUGGAGCUCAAUAAGCUGCUGGUGAAACAAGUGAGAAGACCAGGGAACACUCUCUUCCGGCUCUCUGUCAAGUUCUUCCCUCCAGACCCUGGUCAGCUGCAAGAAGAGUACACCAGGUACCUGUUCUCCCUGCAGGUGAAGAGGGACCUGACAGACGGCCUGCUGACCUGCACAGAGAACACAGGAGCCCUGCUGGCCUCCCACCUGCUGCAGUCGGAGAUAGGGGACUAUGAUGACAUGGCCGACAGGGAUUUCCUGCGUGUGAACAAGCUGCUGCCGUACCAGGACAAAGUCCAGGACAGGAUCAUAGAACUGCACAGCAAGCACCUAGGCCAAACCCCUGCUGAGUCAGACUUCCAGGUCCUGGAGAUCGCUCGCAAGCUGGAGAUGUACGGAGUGCGUCUGCACCUGGCCGCUGACCGCGAGGGCACCAGGAUCAGUCUGGCUGUGGCUCACCUGGGACUGCAGGUGUUCCAGGGCAACACCAAAAUAAACACCUUCAACUGGUCUAAGAUUCGCAAGCUGAGCUUCAAGAGAAAACGAUUCCUGAUCAAGCUCCACCCAGAGGUUCAUGGCCCCCACCAGGACACUCUGGAGUUCAUGAUGGCCAGCAGAGACCAGUGCAAGAUCUUCUGGAAGAACUGUGUGGAGCACCACUCCUUCUUCCGCCUGUUGGACCAGCCAGAGCCCAAGUCCCGAGCCAUCUUCUUCAGCAGAGGCUCCUCCUUCAGAUACAGUGGGAGGACCCAGAAGCAGCUGGUGGAGUACGUGAGAGAGGGCGGAGCCAAGAGAACACCAUACCAGAGGAGGAACAGCAAGGUGAGGAUGUCGGCACGCUCACUGGCUUCAGAUGUGCCAAAACAGAGUUUGUCGUUCAAUGACAGCCUCCGGAUGCCAGGCUCCCCUGCCUCAGGAUUGCUCUCCUUCCACUCCAUGCACCUGUCCAGCUCCCCAGCCCGCUUCCAGCCCCAGCACAGCCCCGGCCCCAGCCUCGGCGCCAGCCCCAGGCUUGGCCCCGGCCCCAGCCAGCCUCCAGCCCCUCAGCCCCCGCAGUCUGCCAGGCCCUCCAGCCCCCCGAAGGAGGACCGUGUCAAGGCCCCCCCGCCCCCCCCUGCUGUCCAAGGCUCCUCCAUGGACAGCCCCCAGCUCUCCCCAUUCCCCUCCAAGGACCCCCUCUGCCUGUCUCCCUCCUUCCAGAUGUCCACCCUCAGCCUGCCUGGCCAGGGGCCCUCGCCCCUGCAGAGCCCCAUCCUGAGUGAGGUGGGCACCGCGAGGCUAGACGAGGAUGAGGACGGCAGGAGGAAGUGCUACCCCACUGAUAAGGCCUACUUCAUUGCCAAAGAGAUUCUGACCACCGAGCGGACCUACCUGAAAGACCUAGAGGUCAUCACCGUGUGGUUCCGCAGUGCUGUCAUCAAAGAAAACGCCAUGCCAGAGGGGCUGAUGACCCUGCUGUUCUCUAACAUCGACCCCAUCUACGAGUUCCACAGAGACUUCCUCAAGGAGAUAGACCAGAGGCUGGCUCUCUGGGAGGGGCGCUCUAACGCCCACGUGAAGGGAGACUACCAGAGGAUCGGGGACGUCAUGCUGAGGAACAUGAGUGCUCUGAAGGAGUUCACCAGCUACCUGCAGAAGCACGAUGAGGUUCUGACGGAGCUGGAGAAGGCCUCCAAGAGGCUGAAGAAGCUGGAGACGGUGUACAAGGAGUUUGAGCUGCAGAAGGUGUGCUACCUGCCCCUCAACACCUUCCUGCUGAAGCCCAUCCAGCGCCUCAUGCACUACAAGCUGAUCCUGGAGCGCCUCUGGGAGCAUUACUCCCCCAACCACCCCGACCACGACGACUGCAAAGAGGCUCUGGUGGAGGUAGCAGACAUGGCGGCUCAGCUCCAGGGAAGCCUGGUGCGUCUGGAGAACUUCCAGAAGCUGACAGAGCUGCAGAGGGACCUGAUUGGCAUCGACAACCUGACAGCACCGGGCAGGGAGUUUAUUCGAGAGGGCUGCCUGUACAAGCUCACCAAGAAAGGACUGCAGCAGAGGAUGUUCUUCCUGUUCUCAGACAUGCUCCUGUACACCAGCAAGGGUGUCACAGCAACCAACCAGUUCAAGGUUCACGGCCAGCUGCCCCUACACGGCAUGAUUGUGGAGGAGAGUGAGAACGAGUGGUCAGUUCCCCACUGCUUCACCAUCUACUCUGCCCAGAGGACCAUCGUGGUGGCAGCUAGCUCCAGGGUGGAGAUGUCUAAGUGGAUCGAGGAUCUGAACCAGGCCAUUGACCGGGCAGGGAAGGCCCUGGGGAACGGAGAGGUUGUGCUGGACCAAGCCGUCUACGACCGCUCCAACAGUAAGCUCCCUGAGCCACCCCCACACACACUCCCACACACACACAGUCAGACACACACAUGCUGUCUGUCUCACACACACGCAUGCUGUCUCUCUCACACACACACACACACUCUCGCACACACACACUCUCACACACACAGUCAGACACACACUCUAAAUAUCGAAUGGGAGCUUCUUCACUUUAGUGUUUUUUUAGCUCCAGGUGUCCUGGAGGAUGGUGGAUCAUUCCUGAAGGACUCUCUGUAUCCUCUGCCAGGGUGA